This is a messenger RNA of Xyrichtys novacula (pearly razorfish), 4547 nucleotides long. Lineage: Eukaryota; Metazoa; Chordata; Actinopteri; Labriformes; Labridae. The record is from the annotation of a GenBank genome assembly.
AUGGAGGCGAAGUUCGGCAGUGAAGUGGCCUCGGUCGUGGAGGUCUCUCUCCGGGCCGUCGUGUCCGUGUUCCGGAGUCUGUGGCAGAAAGAGGCGCCAGACCCAGACCCGGACCUGGAGGAGGAGAAGUUCGGGGAGGUUCGGCAGAUAGAGAAGAGUCUGGUGGUUCAGAUCCACAGAGUGUUCACGGAGGUGUCCUCGGAACUGCUGGAGGAGAAUGAGGUUCUGCGGGCCAAAGUGGACCAGCUGGAGGACCUGCUGCAGAGGAAAGCCGGGCAGCUGGAGCGGGACCUGCAGGUCCGGGUGGGUCAGCUGGGGAAGGAGAUGGAGCAGCUGGAGCAGGAGCUGAAGAGCAUCAGUGAGGGGAGCAGCAAGACCCACGGAGGAGGUCCGGAACACGAACAGCUGCAGGACGGCUCAGUGACGAGUGAGAGACGGUCCAGUCAGCCUCAUAACAGAACCAGAACCAAGACUACUACUAUUAUUAUAAUUAUUAUUAUCAUUAUAAUCGUUAUUAUUAUUAUUAUCAUUAUCAUCAUCAUUAUUAUCAUUAUUAUUAUUAUCAAAAAUAAAUGUAAUAUUAUUAUUUAUUUAUUAUUAUUAUACUUCUUAUUAUUAUCAGUUGUAAUUGUAGUGGUGGAGUAAGUAUAUGUAUUAUUUUUGACAGUAUAAGUAUAAUUUUUAUAUUUAAGAUUAUUAUUAUUAUUAUAAGUAUUUUAAGUAUUAUUAGUAUUAUUAUAUUCAAUAUUAUUAGUUUUUUAUUAUAACAUUUAAUAUUAGUAGUAUAAUGUUUUAUUUAAUAUUAUAAAAUAUAUAAUAUUAUCAGUAUUGUUAUAAUUAUAUUCAGUUAUUUAAGUUUAAUUUUUAUAUUUAAUAUUAUAUGAUUAUAUUUAAUACAUCAGUAUUAUUAGUAUUAUAUUUUACAUUUAGUAUUAUAUUAUGUUUAUUAUUUAAUAUAAUUUAAAUAAUAUUUAAUAUAAUAUAAUUAGUAUAAUUUUUAUAUUUAAUAUUAUAUAAUUAUAUAUUAAAUAUUAUCAUUAUUAUAUUCAAUAAUAGUAUGACUUUUAUAUUUAAUAUUUCUAGUAUUAUUGUUUUAUUAUUAUAUCUAAGUAUUUAUAUUAUGUCUAUUAUUAUUAUAUAUAUAUAGUAUUAUUAGUAUAACUUCAAUAUUUAAUAUUAUUAUUAGUAUUAUUAUAGGUAGUAGUAGUAGUAUUAUUUUUUAUAAUAUCAAUUGUGUUAUUAUUUCUAUUAUUAUAUCUAAUAUUAUUAGUAUUUAUAAUAAUAAUAGUUUGACAUGAUGUCUGUAUUAGUCUCAAAAAUAUUAUGUUUUUUAUUAUAUAUAUAAAAUUGCAUAAUUUUAAUAUUUAAUAUAAUUAUUAGUUUUAUUAUUAUUUGUAGUAGUAGUAUUAUAUUUAAUAUUAGUAUUAUUAUUACAUGUAAUAUAAUUAGUGUUAUUAUUACUAUUAUAUUUAAUAUUAUUAGUAUAAUUUUUAUAUUUAAUAUUAUAAUUAGUAGUUGUAGUAUUUCUAAUAUUAGUAUUAUUAUUAUAUAUAAUAUCAUUAGUGUUAGUAUUACCAUUAUUAUAUUUAAUAUUAUGAGUAUUUAUAAUAAUAAUAGUUUGACAUGACGUCUGUAUUUGUCUCAAAAAUAGGUCCACCUGGAGUGUCCGUCUGCACCAGUCCUGUUGACCCCCAGGUUUCCUCGGACCCGCCUCUGUCUGCUGAUGAAAACGAUGACCCUGUUUCUGACCCUAAUCCUGCUGGGAAGGUCGGCUCGGUCCCCGCGGUGCUGGUAGUGGGUCACAGCCAGGCCAACAGUCAGCCGCCGUCCUCUUCCACGUCCGUCCCUGAGAGGACAGGAACGAUGCAGCUCUCCCUCAAACCCGCCCCUUCGCCGGACUCCACCCCUCAAGACGUCCCCAGUCCAGAAUCCAGCAGUGGUGUCGACACAGCACAGGAGAAGGUCAGAGAACUUUACUGUGUCUGUUAAAUCUUAAAUUCAAAACUUCAGAAGGAUUUAAUCUCAAUAUCUAAUGAUUCAGAAACUUCUCAGCAGCAAGUCCAGAAUUUAUUACAUUUAGGAAAAAAACAAUCAAAACUUCAAAACCGUCACCUUUAUGAGCAGAGCGCAAAGGAUGAUGGUCUCUGUAGUUCCCCUUUCCUCCACUCUGCCGCUCCACUUUCAUACGGUCACAGGAGGUUGAGGAAACGUCACGUCUCUAUAAAUCUAAGUUUAGAUGUUAAAGGUUAUGUUCAGUCCGAGUGUCAGACUUAGCAGCAUCCCAGUAAAACAGAUGAGUUACAGUUACAGUUACUCACUGUCUGGGUUCAGUAGUGAGGUGUUUUUGACGCGUUUCUAGUACAAUCCAAUGUCCAAUCCAAGGUUGUUGUUGAGUUAUAAUUUUGCAAUUUAUAGAUUAAAUGAAAAACAAACAAACAAAGACAGAUGCGUCCAACUUACGACGAUGGUCUUCGUGAUGAGGGUGAGAGUGGGUGUCGGAGAUAAGCGGUAAAAACCGUGAGCUCUCCCCGUUCCCCAGAUCACUGCUUCACCUGUGUCUCUUUGGUAGAAUUUACCUGCUCAUCCACCUGAAGUGUCCUUUGUGGUGAUUGUACGAAUAACAAAACCCAAAAAAAUAAUAUAGAUAAAAUGGCUCAUUCACUAAUGAUCCCAUGUCAGAUUUUCUUAUACUAAGUUGAGCUGAAUUUAUGUGACUGACAGAAUUUAAAGGAAUGGACUUUCUGUUGCUUCACAGAAAUCUGUGGAGGAGGUUCCUUUGGGGAGAUCCAGGAGAACCAGGAGACCAACUUCUAAAAUUCUGGAAGGUAUGAUGAUCAUAUCUCUCACAGUUGUUUUUUGGAUUACGGCCACACUGAAAUGAGAGAAUAUUACUGAAGUACCAAUUCUCAAACUGUUCUAAACUCAGUGUUUGUUUCUUCCUCACGUUUCCAGCUUCCAUGGGGAACAUCUUUGAGGAGAACAAAUCCAGACCCGGUGACGUGCAGGAAAGACGGCUGACAAAGAGCGAGACCCAGACGGUGAAGCGGUUCCCCUGUGAUCUUUGUAACGCCAGUUUCCAUUGGAAAGGUGAACUGAAGAAACACGUGAAGGUCCAUAAGCAGCCGUUUCCCUGUGAGCAGUGCGGGAAAAGUUUCCUGGAAAGGAAGUCUCUGGAAAAUCACCUUCUGCGUCAUGAAACGGUCAAAGCUCCUCUGCCUUUCCCCUGUCCCCAAUGUAAGAGGUCGUACCGUAAAGAACAGUCGCUGCUGAACCACCUGCAGCGUCACCAGAGGCUGAACCCUCCAAAACCAUUCGCCUGCGAUCAGUGUGGGAAAACAUUCAGGCUGCAGCAGUCUCUGGAAAACCACCUCCAGCGCCACGAGAAGUGGAAGCAGAUGUUGAAGUGCCAGCUUUGUGAUAAAACCUUCAAGACGCCGGUGCAUCUGAGAUGUCACAAGGCCGUGCACUCCGAAGAGAGACCGUUCAGCUGUGCCACAUGUGGGAAGGAGUUCAAGAGCAAAGACACCCUUCGUUUCCAUCAGAUGGUCCACACAAACUCCAAGAAGUACAAAUGUUCAAUGUGUGAGGAGACUUUCAAAUACGCCCACUCUCUGACUGUGCACAAGAGGAAACACACCGGCGUCUCCCCGUUCACCUGCACCAUCUGCAACAAGUCCUACAGAACCGGCACCGCUCUGAAGAGACACAGCCUGGUCCACACUGGAGAGAAACCCUUCACCUGUCACAUCUGCGGCGCCAGAUUCAGCCUGAAUAACAACCUGAAGAGGCACCUUCGUCUGCACACGGGAGAGAAACCCUUCACCUGUCAGGAGUGUGGGAAGAGCUUCUCAGACAACACGAAGCUGAAGUCUCACAUGCUCAUCCACGGCGCCAGGAAACCUUUCAUGUGUGACCUGUGCGGGAAGACCUUCCUCUUCAACUGCAGGCUGCUCAUACAUCAGAAGUACGUGCAUGCCGACAUGAACGAGGAGGCUGACGGCACAGAAAGUGUCUCACAGAACAGAAAACGAAACAAGUCGCUGGUCAAACCGUUCAGCUGUAAGAUCUGUCUGAAAGGUUUCAGCGCCGCGUGCUCGCUCAAACUUCACGAAAGAGGUCACAGUGAGCACAAGGAGUUCAACUGCGGCAUCUGUGGAAAGUCUUUCCACAACAAAUACUCCUUCGGCUAUCAUCAGAGGAGCCACUCGGGGGAGAAGCCGUUUGUCUGCGACGUGUGCGGGAAGAGGUUCUUCCACGCCGGGAGUCUGAAGCAGCAUGAGCGGAUCCACACCGGGGAAAAACCGUACAAAUGUGACCAGUGCGGCAAAGCCUUCAGAACAGACGGAAACUUCUACAGACACCUGAGGAUCCACACAGGAGAGAAGCCCUUUGAGUGUCUGUACUGUCACAGGAAGUUCCACCAGUCGAACCAGCUCAAGUCUCACCUGCAGGUCCACACCGGCCAGAAGCUCUACUCCUGUCAGCAGUGUGGCCGCGGCUACUCCGACUCCAGGCAGCUCAAGAAGCACAGCUGUGACGGCUCGUAG